This is a messenger RNA of Amoebophrya sp. A25, 502 nucleotides long. NCBI's taxonomy places the organism in Eukaryota, Dinophyceae, Syndiniales, Amoebophryaceae. The record is from the annotation of a GenBank genome assembly.
AUGCCGCGAACAGUCCGAGGAGUAGGACCAGGACCGCCACGAGUUGCGCUUCUUGCCUCUCUGGUACUCCUUCUGCUAAAUAAAUGCGGAGUAAAGGCGGUAAAUAUUCCAGUUCACUCGUCACCGUCGUCAGUGGAGAGCUUGGUGAAAGCUCUAGAAAAUGCCGCAAAUAGAAUUGGGAAAGCCGCAGAUGAGGUUAACGGUGCUACUGGUGGUAGUAGAAUUUUUCAUUUUUUUUCCUUGAAGAUCCCAUGUUUCAACAUCUAGUUCUGCUUUCCUUGGCCGAAAGUUUCAUUGAACAUUGUGUGCUUUUCGUCGUAGUGGCAGAAGCAAAAACUUCCAAAACACCUCAGGGGAACAAGAUCAUGGGAAGCAAAAGUCGACUUCCACCAAGGAAGCAAGUGGAGGCGCAAGUGUAGUGGUUGCUCGUCGUAGCACUAAUAGAGAUAGCGGUUGGUCAAAUGCGACAAGAAACGACAGCACGACCUCAUCUUCGACUUAA